Messenger RNA from Eruca vesicaria subsp. sativa (arugula), 2733 nucleotides. The record is from the annotation of a GenBank genome assembly. Lineage: Eukaryota; Viridiplantae; Streptophyta; Magnoliopsida; Brassicales; Brassicaceae.
AUGGAUCAGAUAAAAUCGAAUCAGAAGGCAGAGGAAGCUGAAACAGCAAACAUCGAUCCGUCAGACCUCGUCAAGCUUGUUGUUCCGGAGAAAUCGUACGAUGAAGAAACUGAAAAGAAGGUGGCGAUGUUGUCUUUGUCCGAAGCUGCCAAAGAGAUGGUUCCCUCACACUUUGCGGCCUUCCUCGAGAAACAAAAGGGUGUGCCGGACCUUGACUUAUGGAGAUUUAUCUUUUACCUUGAGGAAGUAUUUUCCUCAGUAUCGUCAUUACAAUGGUUUAACAUGUUAAAGAAAUCUCCUUUGUCCCUUGAUCCAUUAUCUCAUAUUCCUAAGUCUGUCUACGAAGCACCAAUGGAUUGGAUCAACAAACUUCCAACUGAUCACUGUAAGUUUGUAACGUGGGCACUUGAUCGACUUCUCACUGAUUUGGCAGCACAUGCCAGAGGUGAAGAACAACCUUUUGCCAAAUCUCAGGUGGCCACAUUGGUUGAAUUAGCCAUGGUGUUGCGUGCUAAACCUGAUUCUUUGAAUCUUUUAUUGUCGAUGCUGAGGGGGAGACCUAUGUAUCAAGGCGAGGACAAGCUUCCGCUUAUAGUUUGGAUGAUGUCUCAGGCCUCCCAAGUUGAUUUACCUCUUGGCUUGUAUUCAUGGGCGUGCAACUUACUGCCACUAGUCGAUAAUAACAACGUCAGCUCUCACUCAAUUGAUCUUAUCCUGCAAUUUGUUGAGAUGAUUUUGUCGAGUCCAGAGGGUCACGCUGUACUUGUAAACGGAGCUGUUAGGGAUGGUGAGAGGCUGAUUCCACCUUGUUCAUUUGAGAUUUUGGUGCGGCUUACAUUCCCUGCUAAAGUAGAGGAGGCAACAAAGAGGUUUGAGGCAGUUUAUCCCUUGUUGAAGGAAGUAGCACUUGCAGCAGAUUCUACUAGUGCAGACUCAAUGAAACAGAUAUUCACUUUUUCCUUGAAAUUAGCUGGACAAAAAGGUAUUAUUGGUAACAAACGAAAACCUUGCUUCCCUCUCUCUCUCUCUCUUGAAUAUUCAAACCUUGUUGUUGUUUCAGGAAAUCCUGCUCUAGCCAGUGAAGCCACAGCAAUCGCCAUCCGUGUUAUGACAGAAAACGUUGAUUGCUUUAUGCAAUGGGAUGUUCUCUACAAGGAGAAUCUUGAAGCUAGCGUUGCUCUUCUUAAAAAGCUUGUAGACGAAUGGAAAGAUCAUUCCCUUCAACUAUCAUCAUCGUCGAGUAAUACUCUCACUGUCAAUCGAACUAUGAAUAGCUUCAGGAGAAAGAACGAAAAAGCCAUCACUGAAGGAGUAGCCAAUCUUUCUCUUUACAAAGAAGCUGACCAGUCGUGCAAACUGAUCUCGAAGAGACUCUCCUUUACAAGUUUCAGCCGCAUAGAUACAUGCAAUACCAUUUCUGAGUUACAAGCCGCAGUAGACAAUGAAGAGAAAGAUGUGGAAGAGAAAUCGUACGGUGUCGUCGGUGCAGCAGAAGAAACUGAAAAUGUGGCGGCGAUGUUGUCUUUGUCCGAAGCUGUCAAAGAGAUCGAUCCCUCACAUUUUGCGGCCUUCCUAGAGAAAGUAAUGGACGAGGAUUGGUAUCAACCAGAGAAGCAGAUGUUGAAAUUAAUGGAUUACUAUGGGAUUAAACUUUCCCAUGUAUCCUCCUUUCAAUGGGCCAAGAUGUACCAGGACUAUCCUUUAUCCAAGCUGAUUGAUGUUCCGAUAUCUCUUAUUCCCAUGUCUCUCUACGAAAAAUCUAUCGAUUUCAUCGACAAACUUCCAUACCAGACACCACCUGCCGUUGUACUCUGGGGGUCUGAACUCAUUCUCACUGAUUGGCCAGAACUUGUCAAAGUUUCACAACUUACUUCUAACAUAUCCACGGUGGCAAUAUUUAUUGCAUUAGCCAUGGUGUUGCGUACUAAACCUGAUGUUUUGACUGAUGUUUUGCCAAAGCUGAGGAAAAGACCUGCAUAUCAAGGCGAGGACAAGCUUCCGGUUUUAAUUUGGAUGAUGGCUCAGGCCUCCCAAGGUGAUUUAUCUGCUGGCUUGUAUUCAUGGGUGCGUAACUUACUGCCACUAGUCGUUAAUAACAACGUCAGCUCUCACUCAAUUGAUCUCAUCCUGCAAUUUGUUGAGAUGAUUUUGUCGAGUCCAGAGGCUCGGGCUGUACUUGUAAACGGAGCUGUCAGGGAUGGUGAGAGGCUGAUUCCACCUUGUUCAUUUGAGAUUUUGGUGAGGCUGACAUUCCCUGCUAUAGUAGAGGAGGCAACAAAGAGGUUUGAGGCAAUUUAUCCCUUGUUGAAGGAAGUAGCCCUUGCACCAGAUUCUAGCGCAAAUGCAGUGAAACAGAUAUUCACUUUUUCCUUGAAACUAGCUGGACAAAAAGGAAAUCCUGCUCUAGCCAGUGAAGCUACAGCAAUCGCCAUACGUGUUCUGACAGAAAAUGUUGAUUGCUUUAUGCAAUGGGAUGUUCUCUACAAGGAGAAUCUUGAAGCUAGCGUUGCUCUUCUUAAAAAGCUUGUAGACGAAUGGAAGGAUCAUUCACUCAAACUAUCAUUAUCGUCGAGUGAUACUCUCACUGUCAAUCGAACUAUGAAUAGCUUCAGGAGAAAGAACGAAAUAGCCAUCACUGAAGGAGAAGCCAAUCUUUCUCUUUACAAAGAAGCUGACCAGUCGUGCAAACUGAUCUCGAAGAGACUUCUCUGUACCUGGGUAGCGCGCACUUAA